UUUUUCCAUUUUCCUUAUGUCACUCUCAACAAAAAAAAAAACAACUGAAACCCCUCUCCCUAAAAUACAUUGAUUUUCAUAGCAACAUUUCUUCGAGACAAACCUGAUACUUGAUUCUUCUGAUUUGGGGUUUCUCUAUUCUGCUUCAAGAUUUAAUUUUGCUGUGGAUUGAAUUUGAUUAAUUACAUAUUCCCAGAAGGAAAAAAAGAGAAAUAAACAGGAGAAAAUUGUGUCCUUGUAAGCAUUUAGCAAUUAAGUUGAGGAAGGAAUUGUGAUUUGUGAGUAGGUCAGGUUUCUUCAAAAUGGGGAAACCAUUAUUUUAUGAGAUAUUGGAAAAGCCAGCAACGAGUUGUGUUAUUGGAAUAUGCAGUGCAAUUUGGUUCUAUAUUCAGAAGUCAAAUAUUGGUUAUUCACAUGUUGGUAUGAGUUAUGAAACUGCUGUUGAAGGUCAUCAUUGGAGGAUAGUAACAUCGGCGUUUUCGCAUAUUAGUGUGCUUCAUCUUGUUUUUAAUAUGAGUGCACUUUGGAGUCUUGGGGUUGUUGAACAAUUGGGAGAUAUAGGUCUUGGAGUUGAGUAUUAUCUUCAUUAUACAUUGGUUUUGGUUCUUCUUUCGGGCAUGCUUGUCGUGGCAAUGUACCAUAUUUUGAUUCAGAAAUUUAAGCUUGAGUAUUUUCGGAGAGUUACUGCUGUUGGAUAUUCUUGUGUGGUGUUUGGAUGGAUGACGAUUCUUUCAGUCAAGCAACCAUCGUCAAAAUUGAAUCUUUUUGGCUUUCUUUCACUUCCCAUCAGUUUUGCACCAUUUGAAUCACUCAUAUUUACUUCUAUUAUUGUUCCUCAAGCAAGUUUUCUUGGGCAUUUAUCGGGAAUUAUUGUUGGUUAUGCUGUUGGUUGGGGUCUGAUACAUGGGAUGAACAAUUACUGGGCGGUUACACUGCUGGGAUGGACUGUGGUUGUGUUUGUUUUCAGUUUGAAAAAGUCUGCUACAUUUGAUUUGAACUUUCUUGAGAUUGAACCUGUCACCGAUCCCUCUUUGCCUUCUGUACGGUUUUUUGCAGCUGGAAAUGGUAGAACUUUACAGAUGAGUACAUUAGCAGAUACUGGCGCCAAUCUUGUAUAGCUUUCGCUGCUUACGUGGGGAUUACAAUGUAUUUAUUAGUAUUGGGAUUUUGAAGGAUGACUGGUUUACCUGCCCAGUAAUCUCAACAAUUGUCAUUUAGGCGACAAUAUGUUCAUUGAUUUUUGAAACACUCGUCUGUUUAGGUAACCGCUGUCAUGUUUAAGUGUGUUGGACAAAGCUGUUAUUAACAUAUUUAUAGAUGCACCAUAGUAUUCCACUUAACUCUAAUUUUUUGUGGUUAGGUGCUUUAGCCAUUGUGUUCCAUCCAUGCAUGCAUUCCAAUUCUUUGUUAAAUGAUUUGGGAGGAUGACAUAUGCAAAUAUCAAAAGAAUUUCUGUUGUCUGUUUUCUAGGCUAUGUAAUGAACAAUUAUAUUUACUGCUGUCAA
This is a messenger RNA of Nicotiana attenuata, 1505 nucleotides long. RefSeq names its product RHOMBOID-like protein 13. The transcript is spliced from 2 exons. The record is from RefSeq and is a predicted model, not a curated record. Gene Ontology annotation, molecular function: serine-type endopeptidase activity. NCBI's taxonomy places the organism in Eukaryota, Viridiplantae, Streptophyta, Magnoliopsida, Solanales, Solanaceae. Gene Ontology annotation, cellular component: membrane. Bases 303 to 1118 code for a protein of 271 amino acids.